Cladocopium goreaui is the source of this 447-nucleotide messenger RNA. Lineage: Eukaryota; Dinophyceae; Suessiales; Symbiodiniaceae. The record is from the annotation of a GenBank genome assembly.
AUGUGCCGAUGUCGCCGUCAGCAGAUGCAUAUUGUGGAGACACUCUUCCUGAACCCCUUCGAAAAGUGGGUCUUCUAUGGAAGAUUUCCCUGCAAAUUCGUUGUGCAUUUGAUUCUGAGCGUCGUGGUCACGGCUCAGGCGGUGAUCUACUUUCAGCGGGACAUCCAACAUGUCUCCAGGACCAAUCAACAUUUUGUGCACAUGUUCACUUCACCUGAUCCACUCCAUUCACCAUAUGCCCUCCAAGAGGGCGUUGCUGCACUGAUCACCAACCACUUUCUGAUCAACAACCGUUCCAUCGUCAGAUACCAACUCCAGCACCCCGAUCAGAUGACUCUCUACUUGGGUUAUCGCAAUGAUGAAAGGCUCUCUGCGGGCGGUGGCACAGAUUCGGGGUAUCAUACGGAGAGUUUCAAAAGUCAUGCCCAGAUUAGUGGGAAUCGUUAA